Molecule: messenger RNA, 1116 nt
Organism: Gryllus bimaculatus (two-spotted cricket)
Lineage: Eukaryota; Metazoa; Arthropoda; Insecta; Orthoptera; Gryllidae
Source: the annotation of a GenBank genome assembly
AUGAUGUGGCGCACGAGACAGGCCCUGUCCGCGGGCCGCCGCAUCGAGGUGGACUGCAUGGCUUCGGGGUCGCGACCUGCGGCCAAGCUCUCCUGGUGGCUCGACAACCAGGCGCUCGUCGGCAGCGUCGACAAGAUCCUGGGCGAAGGCAACAUCCUGGGCGAAGGCAACGUGACGACGUCCACCGUCCGCCUGACGCCGACGGCCGCCGACAACGGAAAGGUGCUGACCUGCCGCGCGGAGAACCCCGCGCUGCCCGCGGGCGUCGAGGAGGACACGUGGCGCCUCGACGUCUUCUAUGCACCUGCACUUCGACUGCAACUCGGAGCGAACCUCAACCCUGACGACAUCGAAGAGGGAGACGACGUGUACUUUGAGUGCAAAGUGCACGCCAACCCGUGGGCUUACAAGGUCAUCUGGAAGCACGACGUACAAUUUAAAGUGGAUCAUGAUGUAACUUCUUUGCCCGGAAAUCUCCGGCAGCGCCUCCCCUCGGCCAGGGCCGCUCCGUCGCCGGGCACUGGGGUCGUUGAUAAGAGCACCGUGGACACCGCCCGCCCGGAACCGGAAAUCGGCUUCUCGCCGCCCCCUCGCAAGAGAAGACCUCUGUUCGCCGGCGGCGGCGGAGGGAGCAGGGGGUUGCGGUCGGGGUGGAAGCGGUGUUGGCGGAGCGCUGGAAGCGAUGGCUGCGCUGAGGGUGGGAGUGAAGGCGCGCGCAGAUUUGCUGACGGUGGUGAUGAAGCCGCGCUCUGGCGACGGAGUCGAUCCGUUGCGGGGGAAGAGGACACGGAUGUGAUGGCAGGGUGGACGAUGAAGACAGGAACUUGGGAGAUAGUGAGACCAGAGAAGCUGGUAGUGGUGGCAAUAGCCGAAUUCACGGAGGAGGGAGAGAGACGGAGGAAGUCAAUAAAGACGGAAACAAGAGAGACAGAAGAAAGGGCAGAUUCUCCAUUGAAGGACAUGGCGAUACAGGUAGAAAACGAAUCUCGGAGGCAAAGCGAUGGAACGGCAGUUAGAAGAAGACGGGCAUUGAAACGGUGGGAGGGUGACCCAGCUCCGCAGCGCAGCGGGGGAGCUCAAAGCGCGGAGUUGAGCGAGGAGAGCUUGGAACGCUAA